Molecule: messenger RNA, 2382 nt
Organism: Erinaceus europaeus (western European hedgehog)
Lineage: Eukaryota; Metazoa; Chordata; Mammalia; Eulipotyphla; Erinaceidae
Gene: RPN2
Product: ribophorin II
Exons: 18
Coding region: 120-2063 (647 amino acids)
Biological process (GO): protein N-linked glycosylation
Cellular component (GO): oligosaccharyltransferase complex; membrane
Source: RefSeq, a predicted model, not a curated record
AUUCCGGCACGCAGAGGCUCCCCCGCGUCCGUGGCGUCCCCUGCGGCGCGCUCUUGCAGCCCCUUUCCUGGGCGGAAGUCAGCGUGAGGCUCCGGCCCGGUUGGGAUCUUCUCGGAGGAAUGGCGCCGCCGGGUUCAAGCACUGUCUUCCUGUUGGCCCUGACAAUCAUAGCCAGCGCCCAGGCUCUGACGCCCAGGCACUACCUCACCAAGCACGAUGUAGAGAGACUGAAAGCCUCACUAGACCGCCCUUUCACAAGCUUGGAAUCUGCUUUUUACACCAUUGUGGGACUCAGCAGGCUCGGUGCCCAGGUGCCAGAUGUAAAGAAAGCAUGCACCUUCAUUAAAUCAAAUCUUGAUUUCAGCAAUGUGGAUUCCCUUUUCUAUGCUGCCCAGUCCAGCCACUUCCUCUCAGGGUGUGAGAUCUCUAUUUCAAAUGAGACCAAAGAUCUGCUUCUGGCAGCUGUCAGUGAAGACUCAUCUGUUACCCAGAUCUACCAUGCAGUUGCAGCCCUCAGUGGCUUUGGACUUCCUUUGGCUUCUCAAGAAGCACUUGGUGCCCUUACUGCUCGCCUCAGCAAGGAAGAGACUGUGUUGGCCACAGUCCAGGCUCUGCAGACAGCAUCCCACCUGUCUCAGCAGGCUGACCUGAGGAGCAUUGUGGAGGAGAUUGAGGACCUUGUUGCUCGCUUGGAUGAACUGGGAGGUGUGUACCUCCAGUUUGAAGAAGGACUGGAAACAACAGCGUUAUUUGUGGCUGCCACCUAUAAGCUCAUGGACCAUGUUGGGACUGAGCCAUCUAUUAAGGAGGACCAAGUUAUCCAGCUAAUGAACACAAUCUUCAGCAAGAAGAACUUUGACUCACUUUCAGAAGCUUUUAGUGUGGCCUCAGCUGCUGCUGCACUCUCUCAGAAUCGCUACCACGUGCCAGUUGUGGUUGUGACCGAGGGCUCUCCUUCUGACACCCAUGAACAGGCUGUCCUGCGGUUGCAAGUCACUGAUGUUCUGUCUCAGCCUCUGACUCAUGCCUCUGUCAAACUGGAAUAUGCUAAAUCUGUUGCCUCCAGAGCCACCGUCCUCCAGAAGACGUCCUUCAGUCCUGUAGGGGAUGUUUUUGAACUGAAUUUCAUGAGUGCCAAGUUGUCCAGUGGUUAUUAUGACUUUUCUGUCAAAGUUGAUGGCGAUAGCCGUUAUAUUGCAAAUGCUGUGGAGCUCAGAAUCAAGAUUUCUACUGAAGUUGGCAUUACAAAUGUUGAUCUCUCCACUGUGGAUAAGGAUCAGAGUAUUGCACCCAAAACUACUCGGGUGACCUACCCAGCCAAAGCCAAGGGCACAUUCAUCGCUGAUAGCCACCAGAACUUUGCUUUGUUCUUCCAACUGGUGGAUGUGAACACUGGUGCUGAACUCACCCCUCACCAGACGUUUGUACGACUGCAUAACCAGAAGACUGGCCAGGAAGUAGUGUUUGUUGCUGAACCGGACAGCAAGAAUGUGUACAAGUUUGAACUGGAUACAUCUGAAAGAAAAAUAGAAUUUGAUUCUGCAUCUGGCACUUACACUCUUUAUUUGAUCAUUGGAGAUGCUACUUUGAAGAACCCAAUCCUUUGGAAUGUGGCUGAUGUGGUCAUCAAAUUCCCAGAAGAAGAUGCUCCAUCAACUGUUUUGUCCAAGAAUCUUUUUACUCCCAAGCAGGAAAUCCAGCACCUGUUCCGAGAGCCUGAGAAGAGGCCCCCCACAGUGGUGUCUAAUACAUUCACUGCCCUCAUCCUCUCACCCUUGCUCCUGCUCUUUGCUCUGUGGAUCCGGAUUGGUGCCAAUAUUUCCAACUUCACUUUUGCUCCAAGCACAAUUAUCUUCCACCUGGGACAUGCUGCUAUGCUGGGGCUCAUGUAUGUCUACUGGACUCAGCUGAACAUGUUCCAGACCCUGAAGUACUUAGCCAUCUUAGGCAGUGUGACAUUUCUGGCUGGCAAUCGGAUGCUAGCACAGCAGGCCGUCAAGAGGAUCGCUGCAGAGCAGAGCAGUAGAUUGGCAAAAUAUAGGACACUACGGACAACACAUUAGUUCCAGAAGAAGAAAGGAAAUUCUGAAAGCCAAAAUGAAUAUUGUGAAAAGGAAUCAAGAAAAAUUCCCAGUUUGAAAGGUGGAAUGAAAAACUUUACUUAAAAAAAAAAAAAAAGUCACAAUUGUAGUCAUAUUUUGGCUUGGUUUUUUUUUUUUUUUUUUAUUUCCCCAACACAGAGAAGACACUUGUGAGCCCAGAUACUAUUUCCUUUGGCAUGGUGCCCCUAGCAAGAUGCUGUGAAUAUUCCUAACUUACCUAGUUGUUGAACUGAAAGUUGAAAUCUGUAAAUCUGUUUUGGAAUAAAGAGAAUAACAGAAA